AUGGAUCAGACUAUCAAGCAAGCCCUUUGCAAAGUGGUGCACAUCGCUGGCAAAGGUUGGGACAAUAAAUUACCGAUGGUGUUGGCAGCCAUCCGGAGCAAUGAUGGAUUGGAUACUGACUACCAGCUCCCUGCCCCGGGGGGCCCCGCUCGGAGGGAAGAUGCCGGUGACCUUCGAGGAGGUGGCUGUGUAUUUCACCCAGGGACAGGGGGCUCUGCUGGACCCCGCUCAGAGAGCCCUCUACAGGGACGUCAUGUAGGAGAACUACGAGACAGUGACCUCGCUGGAUUCCCUCAUCCCAAACCUGAGCUGAUUGUCCAGCUGGAACGAGGGGAAGAGCCUUGGUUGCCGGAUCUCCAGACCUGCAAGGAAAGAAGGCUUCCGAGAUGCCCCCAUACAUCAGGUGCUGAGCGAGGGAGUGAGAAUGAGGAGGGGAAUCAUCAUGAGGAAGUUCCCGGGGAAGUGGAACCGCAGGGGACCUUUGUGGGAAGAGCCGAAGGCAAUUUUCCCCAGUGCUUGGAGCAGGCAGAAGCCUGGGGAAAUUGGCACAGGUCAGAGAGGCUUCUGGGAAACCACCCAGGGAAGAAAGUGGAUGAAUCUAUUAACAAUGGGGGAGGAGAGGAUGAUCCCAAGGAAGAGACACCCUGGCACUACCUUCAGUGUGGGAAAGGAUUCAUUGUGAGAUCACAGCUUGUGACACAUCAGACAAUCCUUACUGGAGAGAAACCUCUUCAAUGCUUGGACCCUGGGGAAAGCUUCAAUAAGCUCUCAGAUCUUAAUAACCACAGGAGAAGCCACAGUGGAGAAAAACCCUCUCAAUCCCUCGAGUGCGGGAAAUGUUUCAUUUCGAAGACACAAAUAAUUAGACAUCAGUUAAGCCACUCAGGGGAUAGACCCCACAAGUGCUUGGAAUGUGGGAAAAGUUUCAUAAGAAAGUCAAACCUUUGUGAACAUCAGGCAAUCCACACAGGAGAGAGACCCUACAAAUGCUUGGAGUGUGGGAAAAGUUUCAUACGAAGGUCAGACCUUGUUUAUCAUCAAGCAAUCCACACAGGAGAGAGACCCCACAAGUGCUUAGAAUGUGGGAAAGGUUACAUACAAAGGUCAGACCUUGUUAAACAUCAGGCAUUACACACAGGGGAGAGACCCCACAAGUGCUUAGAAUGUGGGAAAAGUUUCAUACAGAGGUCACAGCUAGUUCCUCAUCAGGCAUUACACACAGGAGAGAGACCCCAUAAGUGCUUGGACUGUGGGAAAAGUUUCAUAAGAAAGUCAAACCUUGUUGAACAUCAGGCAAUCCACACAGAAGAGAAACCCCACAAGUGCUUGGACUGUGGGAAAAAUUUCACACAGAGGUCACACCUAGUUCGUCAUCAGGCAUUACACACAGGAGAGAGACAUCACAAGUGCUUGGACUGUGGGAAAAGUUUCAUAAGAAAGUCAAGCCUUGUUGAACAUCAGGCAGUCCACACAGGAGAGAAACCCCACAAAUGCUUGGACUGUGGGAAAAAUUUCAUAAGAAAGUCAAACCUUGUUGAACAUCAGGCAAUCCACACAGGAGAGAGACCUCACAAAUGCUUGGACUGUGGGAAAGGUUACAUACAAAGGUCAGACCUUGUUAAACAUCAGGCAAUCCACACAGGAGAGAGACCCCCGCAAGAAUGUGACUUGAAAGACAACAGGGGCCGUGGAGUGGGAAGGACGGACCAAGGCUGGAAGGAAAUCCAGCCUGGGUACUCAGAACUGUGA
Messenger RNA from Mauremys mutica (yellowpond turtle), 1749 nucleotides. RefSeq names its product zinc finger protein 586-like. Lineage: Eukaryota; Metazoa; Chordata; Testudines; Geoemydidae. The transcript is spliced from 6 exons. The record is from RefSeq and is a predicted model, not a curated record. Bases 1 to 1749 code for a protein of 582 amino acids.